This is a messenger RNA of Gekko japonicus, 1105 nucleotides long. It is a transcript of the gene FAM227A, whose product is annotated as family with sequence similarity 227 member A. The record is from RefSeq and is a predicted model, not a curated record. The transcript has 8 exons. Lineage: Eukaryota; Metazoa; Chordata; Lepidosauria; Squamata; Gekkonidae. Bases 1 to 885 code for a protein of 294 amino acids.
AUGAGGCAGACACGGGUCUUCCAGGUUACCUGUACACUUCAUGCUCCUGGGGAUUACAAUCGAUGGGAUUAUUCCCAGCUGGAACCAGAGCGAUCCAGGAGAGAAGACAUGUUCUCAGGAAAGAGCAAAUUAGGGUCUGAUGAUGAAGAUCCCUUUAGUGCUUCCAGGACCUCUGGCAGUUCAAAAAGCUCUUCCAAGUCUUCUCGAACCCGAAAGAGACCUGAGCCUUUAAGGAAGACUGUUAGCAAGCCUGCUCGAGGACUCCAGAAGUUUUCCGCCAGAAGGAUAAAUCAAUCGUCUUCCUCAAGAGAAAGCACAUAUUCUGAUUUGCAGUCAGAAAUUCAUGAUGACGUGCUCAGGCAAAAGGAUUUAUGGAGCAAACAGCGGGGCACCCUGAAAAAGAGGCUAAAGAUUGCUUACCUUCCCAGAGAGUCACACCCAGCCUGUCGUGGUCCUGAGUUCACCUGGCAUCUCUUGAAUAUCAACGGACGCAGCCCACUAAUUCAGCACUUCCUCCAGAAUCGCAAUUGUGAACCAAAGGCAGGAUGUGACAUCUUUGUGUCUAGGAGAGAGAUUUGCGGGCCUGUGCCUGCCUCUGCUGAGACAUAUGCAGAUGUAAUCAAACAAAGUUUCAGCAUCCUCCGCCAGAGCCGCAAGGCUUAUAGAAAGGCAUAUUUGAGACACUGGAGAGAAAUGAAGAAUUUUAACCAGCAGUGGAAGGAGAACCAAGAGCUUUUCAGACAGGAGGAACAAGAAGAGAUUAAGAAAAAAAACGCAGAAAAGAAGAAAGAAUUGCUUUCUCUUCGCCCAGAUGCACUGGAUGCUUCACGCAAGAUUUCAAACUUGUUACCAAAAAUCUGCAUCCAGGAACCUGAUUUAACAUGAGUCCAUUGUAACAAUUCAGAGAGAUCUUUUCUUGUAGCUGAAUGGGUAUAAAAAUACACUUUUCAGAUUAAGUACAAAUCAGGUAUAUUUGGUGUCAGCAGUUAUAAUGAUCAUUCCUUUCUCUGCUUUAUAGAGGAGAUACUGGAAGAAAAAAAUAGAUUUUGUACAAAGAGAUGCAAAUACAUUACUAAUUACAAACACUUCCAAUUAAAAAUCAAGG